This is a messenger RNA of Erinaceus europaeus (western European hedgehog), 2903 nucleotides long. It is a transcript of the gene KCNA6, whose product is annotated as potassium voltage-gated channel subfamily A member 6. Gene Ontology annotation, molecular function: protein binding; delayed rectifier potassium channel activity. Gene Ontology annotation, biological process: protein homooligomerization; potassium ion transmembrane transport. Gene Ontology annotation, cellular component: membrane; voltage-gated potassium channel complex. The record is from RefSeq and is a predicted model, not a curated record. Lineage: Eukaryota; Metazoa; Chordata; Mammalia; Eulipotyphla; Erinaceidae. The transcript has a single exon. The coding region runs from base 855 to 2444 and encodes 529 amino acids.
UGGAGCCGGGGGGGCGCCCUGCGGCCUGGAGGGUGGACCCCGGUGUCGGGUGUUAGGGGAGAUCGGGACGCUGGGAGGCAGACUCGGAGGGGCCAAGCUGCGCGUCUCACACCAGCUGGCGGUUGCACACUCCCCACCCCCAAGUGAACGCCUGCACUCCAAAGCGACCCGCAUAACUGGGGCGCGGCGGUGAACCCCCUGCACCAGGACCUCCCAUUGCAAGGGCGCGGGGUUUGUGGGCUCACGGACCCCGCGAGCUCGGAAUUGGAAAGCCCCACCCUUUUUGAGGGCGACGCCUGCAGGAGACUCGGGUGGCAGGGAGCUCGGGGCGCUGGGGGGGGGGGGCUGACUCUGAGGGUCGCCUUGUGGCUCACACAAGCUAGCGGUUGGACACACCCCUCCCGCAAGCGAGCCCCUGUACCCAGAGCGUCGUGCGUAACUGGGGCGCAGUGGUGAGUCCCCUGUUCCCGGGACCUUCCCAGACCUCCCUUUGCAAAGGAGCGGGGCUUGGGGGCUCGGGGCCCCCUCGAGCAAGCCAGGGAGCUUCGUUUCCCAAGAGGGCGCCUCCUGUAGGGUCCCGAGGGCUCGGAGCUCGGAGCUCGGGGCUCUGGGCGCCUGGGUCUAAGGGGCCCAGCUGCACAUCUCACACCAUUUGGCGGCUGCAGCCUCCACUCCCAAAGCGAGCUUCUGCACCCAGACGCUGCUCCCAUAACGCGUGGGAGGGGGUGGAGGUGAGCCCUCUGGGCCCGAGACCUCUCCCUUGCAAGGGAGCGGGGUUUAGGGGUUCGGGGCCAGGGAGCCCCACCCUAAAAGAGAGCUCUGACUGUAGGGCCUCGAGGGCGGUGCACUGAGCCAUGCGCUCAGAGAAGGCACUGGCCCUGGGGGCGCCAGGGGAGGCACCGGGCCCUGAGGCUGAGCGGGAAGCUGGGGGCGACUUCCCGGAGGCGGGGGGCGGCGGCUGCUGCAGCAGCGAGCGGCUGGUCAUCAACAUCUCCGGGCUGCGCUUCGAGACUCAGCUGCGCACCCUGGCGCUGUUCCCCGACACGCUGCUGGGGGACCCCGGGCGCCGCGUCCGCUUUUUCGACCCCCUCCGCAACGAGUACUUCUUCGACCGCAAUCGGCCGAGCUUUGACGCCAUCCUGUACUACUACCAGUCGGGGGGCCGGCUGCGCAGGCCGGUCAACGUGCCUCUGGACAUCUUCCUGGAGGAGAUCCGCUUCUACCAGCUGGGCGACGAGGCCCUGGCGGCCUUCCGGGAGGACGAGGGCUGUCUGCCUGAAGGCGGGGACGAGGAGAAGCCGCUGCCUGCACAGCCCUUCCAGCGCCAGGUGUGGCUGCUCUUCGAGUACCCCGAGAGCUCGGGGCCUGCCCGGGCCAUUGCCAUCGUGUCGGUGCUGGUCAUCCUCAUCUCCAUAGUCAUCUUCUGCCUGGAGACGCUGCCCCAGUUCCGUGCGGAUGGCCGGGGUGGCAACGGAGGCGGUGGGAGCCGGAGCUCACCCGUUUCCGGGGGGACCCAGGAGGAGGAGGAGGAUGAGGACGAUGCCUAUGGAUUGCAUCCAGGCCUCUCAGGAGGCGGGGGCGUGGUGACUGGAGGCUCUCCCUCGCUUAGCACCCUCGGGGGCUCCUUCUUCACUGAUCCCUUCUUCCUGGUGGAGACGCUGUGCAUCGUCUGGUUCACCUUCGAGCUGCUGGUGCGCUUCUCCGCCUGCCCCAGCAAGCCUGCCUUUUUCCGAAACAUCAUGAACAUCAUCGACCUGGUGGCCAUCUUCCCCUACUUCAUCACGCUGGGCACUGAGCUGGUGCAGCAGCAGGAGCAACAGUCCACCAGCGGAGGGGGAGGCCAGAACGGGCAGCAGGCCAUGUCGCUAGCCAUCCUCAGGGUCAUCCGGUUGGUAAGGGUCUUCCGCAUCUUCAAGCUGUCGCGCCACUCCAAGGGGCUGCAGAUCCUGGGCAAGACGCUGCAGGCCUCCAUGCGGGAGCUGGGGCUGCUUAUCUUCUUCCUCUUCAUCGGGGUCAUCCUCUUCUCCAGCGCUGUCUACUUUGCCGAGGCAGAUGAUGAAGAUUCCCUCUUCCCCAGCAUCCCUGAUGCCUUCUGGUGGGCCGUGGUCACCAUGACCACCGUGGGCUAUGGAGACAUGUACCCCAUGACGGUAGGAGGCAAGAUUGUGGGGUCGUUGUGCGCCAUUGCGGGCGUCCUCACCAUCGCCCUGCCGGUGCCCGUCAUCGUGUCCAACUUCAACUACUUCUACCACCGGGAGACGGAGCAGGAGGAGCAGGGUCAGUACACCCAUGUCACCUGCGGGCAGCCCACGCCGGACCUGAAGGCUACUGACGGUGGACUUGGCAAACCCGAACUCUCGGAGGCCCCAAGGGAGCGGAGGCCCAGCUACCUGUCUACCCCACAUCGGGUUUAUGCGGAGAAAAGGAUGCUGACAGAGGUGUGACCGCCAGAGACAGGCCAGAACAUGCAAGCCAAUUUUUCAAGGGUCCUUCUCAUUCUCUACCACUUUCCCCACAAACGCCAGCUGACUCCCCAGGACUCCCUCCCCUGUACCUGGCAAGUGGUAUCAGGGACCAAAGGCCUGGACUGUCAGCCCUGCUGCAUUCACUUUUGCACCAUUUAAAUGACAUUCUUGAGAUUCUGACGGUGCCACUUCUUUUCAUGCCCGUCUUCAGUCGUAUGGACCAGAUCUCCAUCUGACAUCCCCUCGAGACUCUUUAUCACAUCUGGGACUUGGAACAGCACCAAGAACAGAGCUGCCACAGGAUGGGGACCAGGCCUGCCUGGGUCCUGUUUCUCCCUGACUAUCCUUUGCUUUGGGGCAUGCGUCAGUCUUAGCUUCUGGCCACCCUGUAACUAACAUAAGCCAGAGUACAGAAUCAAUUCUCAUCUUGCUAUCUCU